AGCCCGCAUUCCAUCAUGGCGGAGCCGUCUGACGGGGGGAGCUGCGACGCUUCGCGGCGCCGAACCUGAGGCAGUGGCUGGGUCCCCCUCCCCGCCUCCGACCCCUCCUGGCGCGCCUUUCAGCAAUUCCCCUUUGACUGGAGUGAGUGCGGAGCUACUAGAUACCCAACGCCUCCCCCAGUUUUUCUUUUUUGUGCUGAAAAGGUUGAUGAAAGAGAACUUGUUAACGAAUGGUCAUUUCAGCUAUGAUGGCAGACCAGCCACCUCCAUUAGAAGCCACCCCUAUUUUGAAUGAAGUGCCACUUCUACCUCAUAUGGUCAAUGGGGACACCACGCAACAGGUUAUACUUGUACAGGUAAACCCGGGAGAGACUUUCACAAUUAGAACUGAAGAUGGACACAUUCAGUGUAUACCAGGUCCAGCGCAUGUUCCUAUGAUGUCACCCAACGGUUCUGUGCCUCCAAUAUUUGUGCCUCCUGGCUACGUAUCUCAGGUGGUGGAAGAAAAUGGAGUUCGGAAAGUUGUGGUCAUGCCACAUUCUACUGAAUUCCACCCCUCCAUGCACCCGCCUCCUCCCCACGUCCCUCAUUACAUGCAUCCGCACCCUGCUUUGCUGCCCCACCCGCCUCACCCAGUGUACCCUCCCGUUCCAGGGACGGGAGAAAUGCCUCCACAGUUCAUUCACCAGCAUCCUCCACCCCCCUCUCCACAUGUCUAUCAAGAGCAAGAGUCCCGUUCCCACGGAAGAACAAAUUUUGCUCCGCGUGAUGAAAGGACUCUCAAAAUGCAAGAGCAUUUGAAGAAGAGGCUAAAAGACCGACAAGCUAGUGGACAUACGAAUAACAAAGUGAACAGCCCCCCUUCGUCACCUCAUAAAGUUCAGAAUUCUUCUAACACCAACGUUCAGAACGGAUACGGGAAGGGACAGCAAGCAGCAGGAGGGCAAAUGAAGCAGAAGCAAGUGGGAAAGGCCAGGGGGAGCCCCCCAGCUGAGGCAGAAAUGGGAGAAUCUGACACAGAAUCCAGAAAGACACAAGAGCUCUUUAGCAUCAGUAAACCUAUAGUUUCUGAAAUACAAGCCAGGUCAGCUGUCUUGUCCUGGACUCCUCCAGUGGCUUCACAAGACGGAGAGGCGCAGAAUGUCAGAACGGACACAUUCAUGUUUGAUGUGGCAAUUUCAAACAGUGGUAAAACCGGAAAAUUUAAAUCCAUUUAUGCUGGUGAAGAGAUGACUAUAACUGUUCCUGAUCUGAGACCAGCAACAGACUACCACGUUAGAGUUUCAGCCUCAAGCAGUUCCACGAAGGAAAUUGUUUCAGAACUGGCAAGUUUCACUACAGAGAGCUGUGAACCAGAUCCUCCAGCUGCACCGAAAAUAGUCAACAGAACCAAAAACAGCCUGAAUUUACAGUGGAAGUCUCCAAAUGAUAAUGGCUCCAAGAUAACAAACUACCUUUUAGAAUGGGAUGAGGGAAAGAACGGAGCAUUCAAGGAAUGCUACUAUGGUCAUCUAAAGCAGCACAAACUGACCAAGCUGACCCCUUCUACAAAGUACACGUUCAGGCUGGCAGCUAAAAAUGACAUCGGAAUGAGUGGGUUCAGCGAGACGUUGGUAUGUUACACCAUAGGAAUCGUUCCCCCACCACCCCAGCCCCCUCGGGUUACUGAAGGAGGAGUGACUUGGUUGUCAUUAGAAUGGAGUCCUCCAAAUGGAAUAUCCUCUGAUGACUCCCUCACCUACAUUUUAGAAAUGGAGGAGGAAGGUUCUGAUUAUGGUUUUCAAGCAGGGUACAAUGGCGAUGAACUUUCUUGCACUUUAAAAGACCUUAGGAGAAAUACUUCCUAUAAAUUCAGGCUUUUUGCCCACAACACUGAAGGAAAAAGCAGUCCCAGCGAGGUCGUAGAAUACAGCACAUGUCCCGACAAACCUGGGCCUCCCAGUAAGCCAGCUGUAAAGGGAAAGAUCCAUCCUCACAAUGUGAAAGUCACCUGGGAUCCACCAAAGGAUACCGGAGGGUCAGAUAUUUCCAAAUAUAUUCUAGAAAUUUCAGAAUCCUCACCUGGAAGCAAAUGGGAAACCGCAUAUACUGGUUCCGCACGAGAACAUGUUUGUGCUCAUCUCAAACCGGGUACUUCUUAUCGGUUAAGGGUUUGCUGCGUUGGUAGAGGAGGCCAAAGUCAGCCAUCUGAUGUCCUAACUGUUCAAACAUCAGCUGUUCCUCCUGGACUGUGCCACCCUCCAUGUCUGGCUGGCAAAGCCAAGCCUAGGGAGAUUGCUCUUCAGUGGGAUCCCCCUUCCACAGACGGGGGCUCAGAAGUAACAGAAUAUGUUGUGGAAACAGCAAACUGUGACCAAGAUGAGCGCAGGCAAAGCUACCGUGGCCAGGCCCUCGAGUGCACCGUGACCGGCCUUCUUCCCGGGAGGACGUACUGCUUCUGGAUACGAGCCGCCAACAGAGCUGGGCUGGGCCCUUACUCAGAAAAAGCGGAGAUUACCACUGCUCCCGGUCCCCCGGAUGUGUGCUGUCCUCCCCAGCUCAUUUGCAAGACGGCAACUUGCAUAGUAGCCUCUUGGGAGAGUCCAGCAUGUAAUGGUGCAGAAGUUAAUGAAUAUAGACUGGAAUGGGGCCAGAUCGAAGGAUCCAUGCACAUCGUGUACUCUGGCCCCCUUCUGAGCUACGAAGUGAAAGGACUGACACCUGCGACCACGUACUAUUGCAGAGUACAGGCUGUGAAUAUCGCUGGAGCUGGAUUGUUCGGGGAGAUCGCCAUGGUCACCACCCCACCAUCAGUGCCGGCAGCUGUGGCAGUAUUGCACUUGCUCGAAGAAGACCAGAUGGAAGCCCCCCUUCCUCUGUCCACGUGCCUUGUUCUUCACUGGGAAGAGCCCUGUUGCCAUGGCGCAGAGAUCACUGGCUACAACAUCGAGUACGGGGAGAAGCAGCUCUUAACAGUCAGCAGAGUUACAAGCCAUGUCCUGGAGAACUUGCAACCAGACACUUUAUACAGGAUCAGAGUUCAGGCCUUCAACAGCCUCGGAGCUGGUCCCUUCAGCCCUUCCAUCAAAGCGAAAACAAAGCCUUUACCUCCUGACCCCCCACACCUGGAAUGUGUUGUCUUCAGUUACCAGAGCCUUAAACUGAAAUGGGGGGAAGGUUCCAGCAGAGCUUUAAUCGCCAAUCCCACCCAGUUCAACCUGCAGAUAGAGGACAAGUUUGGCAGAUUCACCACUGUCUACAGCGGACCUUGUCACACGUACAAAGUACAGCGACUCAGCGAAUCCAGCACAUAUUAUUUCAGAAUCCAGGCAUGCAACGAUGCCGGCGAAGGAGAGUUUUCUGAAGUUUACGCAUUCACCACAACCAAAUCUCCACCACCUGCUCUGAAAGCACCCAAAGUACAUCAGCUGGGAGAUAACAUCUGUGACGUCACAUGGGAACCUUUACAACCAAUGAAAGGCGAUUCCAUUGUUUACAUUUUACAACUUGCCUGUGGGAGGGAAGUUGAUCAGGUAUACAAGGGACCAGAAACUUCAUUCCGCUUCACCAACAUGCAGACAAACUGUGAAUAUCGAUUCAGGGUGUGUGCCGGGCGCCAGUACCAUGACUCGACUGGGUCACAAGAACUCUGUGGACCGUACAGCCCUAGCACGGUGUUCUUAUUUCAGAAACAGGAGUCAAUCUCCCCGUACUCAGACCCCAGCCCAGAGCUCGCCAAGAGCGGGAGAAAGGCGCUCAGCGAUGAACAGUUUGCAUUUCUGCUUCUCAUCGGGUUCGCGACGGUCGCCAUCCUGUUCGCUGUUAUCAUUCAGUACUUUGUGAUCAAGUAGGGCGACUUGGGAAUUGGCGUCAUUGCUCAGCUCAUUAUUUUCAUAUGGAAGUUUAUGCCUUCGGUAUGUAUGUAAAUUCCAAUUUAAAACGCUAGCUGGGAAUGAUCCUAUACGAGACACAUUUCCAUUUUUGCUGCUGAGUAAUACAGCGAGGCUGGGUAGGUAGACCUCCCCGUUUCCUCCCCUGCACCCCCCCUCCCCCCAAACCAAGUGAAGAAAAUCCUUAUUGUAGCACAAUUGUGCAUCUUGUAGUCAGGGUUAGCUGUUCAAAACAGCAACAACAACAGAAGCUGCCUUAACGCGCACUUGUGAUUCUCAAAAAGCUGGACUUCAUUCUUGCGGUCAGAUCUUUUAUUUUCCUGUACAGCAAAGCAAGAAAGGGGGAGGGGCGCCGAGGGAGACCAGCCGCAUCAACCCAGGUCUUGGCAUCCGAGAGAGAAACGGCAGCAGGCAACUUCAGCUUAGACCUGUAGCGUGUUACAGAACAUUGCUAGAGUAUACCACAUUUAAUAUACUGUAGACAGGGCAGGGAGGUAGGGGAAGCAACCAAAAUAUUAUCAACUUCAAGUUCAGCGAUCGUUCUUCUUCUUUAUUUUUCUAUUUUAAUUCGUUGGGAAUUCCAAUCAUUUGCCAUCACUUCAAGAGCCAGGGGUUUCCAGAAGGCGUCCGCAUUUUUAGAACCGGUAUCCAAAAAGCGCUGGAGGCGCCCAGCUGGUCCGCAGACCCCGGGACUGUGUCGGUCUCUCCCUGGGCGAAUCCCUCCCCCCCUUCCGUACCGGACAUUUCCAAACGAAAUGCUUUCUUGUUGUUGGCAAGCAGCUACCAGCCCAACCCCGAGUCCACUCUCAGUGCCUGAGAGGACAGUCACGCCCUGUGCUUCAGAACGGAACCGCCGCAGCGUUUUUGCAGAGGAAAAGCACAGCAUUUUUUUUGUCUUUUAAUGAGAACAAAAAAAAAGGUGCAUUUAUGAUAAAUGUUUCACUAUUUGGCUCAAACUGAGCAAAAUGUUUUUGUACUAUUCUUAACAUAAAAUUUAAGGGGAAAAAAUCAGUCUUUUUUGUUUGUUCGUUUGUUUGUUUUGGAUGCCCUUGUUACGUAAUCCGAAACAAUUGAGUUGCAUGUGAAAAUGCAUUUUUAAAAAUAACAAUUCUAAAUGUUUUAAAGAAAAUUGUUCCCUCUGGUAGCGGUUUCAUACCCCACUGUUUUUUUGGUUGUUUUGUGGAUCGAGGCAUUUCCGGUUUGAGACGGAACUCUUCCACGACAGGUCUGGCUUUGAGAGAAACACCUUUUUUAAAAAUCAAAAUUAUAUAUAUAUAUAUACACCAUGCACUACAUAGUACUGAACUUUCCCAAGCCUCUCUGCACAGCAGAUAUCUGUGAAGUAAACAGCUGUGUUGCCUUUCCAUUGGUUCUCUUUGGAAAGUAGGGAACUACCUGUUUGGUUUUAAAAUACAACUUCGAAAAGGAAAAAAAAAACACAUGAACUCUAGCUCAAAGGCCAUUAAUAUUUUCUUAGGUUUUGCAAACUGAUAGGGACCGAACAGCUAUCCUUUCUCAAAUAUCAGACCCCCCCUUGCACAAGUAUGUGGGAUGGUGGACGUAACGUGUACCCCAUUGUAGCUUGCAACUUCUCUGUUCCAGAUAACAGGACAUAAUUCAAGUGUUUCUCCACUGGCUGUUAGUCCAUAAUGGUAGCUUAAGGUCUGUGGCAUUGUGAUAGCAUUUCACAUGUGGGGUGGGGGGGAAGAAAACGAUGACAUCGUAUCACUUAAUAUCUUCAAAAAGUAGAUUUAUGGUGCAAUCUGAAAUUAACCUUUUUUUUCAAGAUGUACUCCUUUUCGUGCUCUAUUUAUUUUGAUUUUAAAAAAUCUGGAAAAAAAUGUAUGUUUGAAUGUAUUGUUCUAUGUGUAGCAGAACUUUUAAGUUAAUCAUUUAUUGUAAUGGAAGCCUCUCUUCAGUGUUGGAAAAAGUUUUAUACGAAUAUUAGUGUCUUUAGUUUGCAGAGACGUUUACAACCUGUUUCCUGUCAUAUUUCACUUUUUAAAAAAUAAAAUAAUAGAUUCUUUCCAGCAGAUUUCUGUUGCCAAAGGAUAUUUCUUUUCCUUUUCUUUUCCUUCUUUUUAAAUUUUGAUUAAACUAUCAGACAAAAGGAUUGGGGAGGGGGAAUCAUAUGUAAUUGGCAAUAGUAUGUCAGAUGCAUUUUUUAAAAAAAGAAAAUAGGUUUUCUGAACAAAUACUAACCAAAAUUAUGACUUCCUAGAAAGUUAAAAGUUAAAUUUGUACUUGUAAUUGCCACAAAAAUGUUUAUAUUUCCAGACGGCUUACUGGAAAGCAUAAUGUAAUGUAGAAUUUUAUGUUUACAAUUAUACAUUCCAGAUUGAUGUACUUUAGUGGCAUUAAUGUAUUAGAUCUCCUUUUCUCUGUAUUGUAAUUUUUGCUGUAUUUCAUACUUAUGUUAAACCUGGCAGGCAUCGUAUUACUAAAUUGUAACUAUCAAAUAGAUAAUAUAUUUAAUAUGGCCAAUAAAAAUACAAAAUUGUUCACA
This is a messenger RNA of Sphaerodactylus townsendi, 6375 nucleotides long. RefSeq names its product fibronectin type-III domain-containing protein 3A-like. Lineage: Eukaryota; Metazoa; Chordata; Lepidosauria; Squamata; Sphaerodactylidae. The transcript is spliced from 27 exons. The record is from RefSeq and is a predicted model, not a curated record. Bases 231 to 3830 code for a protein of 1199 amino acids. Gene Ontology annotation, molecular function: protein binding.